GUGGUGACUUGGCGGUAGCCAAUGGUAGUCGAGCCCCUGCGAGAGUAAUGUUACAGAGCUGAGGACUGAGUGAGGAGACUGCGUAUCGCUAUCGCUCCCACAUACAGCCAUUGCAGUACAUUGAGAUACAGCGACAGCCUUUGUUACUCCGAGCAAGAUGGGUAAAGAUCCAACGAAGCCAAGAGGCAAGAUGUCCUCUUAUGCCUACUUUGUGCAAACUUGCCGGGAGGAACAUAAGAAGAAGCACCCUGAAGCUUCUGUCAACUUUUCUGAGUUCUCCAAGAAGUGUUCUGAGAGGUGGAAGACCAUGUCUGCCAAAGAAAAGGGCAAGUUUGAAGACCUGGCCAAACUUGAUAAGGCACGUUAUGAGAGGGAGAUGAAGAACUACGUUCCACCCAAGGGCGAGAAGAAGAAGAGGUUUAAGGACCCUAAUGCCCCCAAACGACCCCCGUCUGCCUUCUUCAUUUUCUGCUCCGAAUUCCGUCCAAAAGUGAAAGGAGACUCCCCUGGCAUGUCCAUUGGUGAUGUGGCCAAGAAGCUGGGAGAGAUGUGGAACAGCACCUCUGCAGAGGACAAGCAGCCAUAUGAGAAGAAGGCUGCCAAGCUGAAGGAGAAAUAUGAGAAAGACAUUGCGGCUUACCGUGCCAAGGGUAAGCCCGACGGGGGACCCAAGAAGGCCCCUGCCAAACUGGAGAAGGCCAAGAAGAAGAAGGACGACGAUGAUGACGACGACGACGAUGAUGAUGAUGAUGAAGAGGAGGAAGAGGAGGAUGAUGAGGACGAUGAUGACGAAUAAAUUUGUUACGUCCGGAGCUUAGAUUUCCUGUUUAUAAAGCAUUUAACCCCCUGUACACACUUCACUUUAAAAACAAAAAUGGAAAAAAUAAGGCUGUGUAUAUGAUGUUUUUAAGCUGUACAGUUGGUUUUUUUUCCUCUUUCUCUCUCUACUCUUCUUUUGUAUAGUUAACACUACAAAGUGUCAUCCAUCAUUUUCCUUCCUUUUUUUUAUUUUCCAGUGGUAGUUGAGCCCCAAUCCCUGCCGAGUACAGCUUAAGGGGCUUGUAAACUGGCGUGGAGAUGGUGGGCUUUCAUAGUGGUGCCCAGCACAUUUUUUUCCCCCGUGAGGUAGUCAUUCUUUUUCCUGAUGUAUUUGUGUGUUUUAUUUUUUUAUGUAUUAUCUUAAAAUUUGCCGUAUCAUAAGAUUCUUUUACUGUACUUUGAAUACCACUCUGUAAUUGCAAGAAUAAUUAAAAAAAAUGCGGCUGUUUUUGUUGACAUUCUGAAAUGCUUCUGAAGUAAAUAAACCCUUUUUAUAUAAGG
Messenger RNA from Paramormyrops kingsleyae, 1320 nucleotides. It is a transcript of the gene hmgb1a, whose product is annotated as high mobility group box 1a. The record is from RefSeq and is a predicted model, not a curated record. Gene Ontology annotation, cellular component: nucleus. Gene Ontology annotation, molecular function: DNA binding. Gene Ontology annotation, biological process: regulation of transcription by RNA polymerase II. NCBI's taxonomy places the organism in Eukaryota, Metazoa, Chordata, Actinopteri, Osteoglossiformes, Mormyridae.